Molecule: messenger RNA, 633 nt
Organism: Trichobilharzia regenti
Lineage: Eukaryota; Metazoa; Platyhelminthes; Trematoda; Strigeidida; Schistosomatidae
Source: the annotation of a GenBank genome assembly
AUGAGUGACGAAGAAAGCCAACAGAGUUCAUCUGAAGAGUCUGCGGAAGAGUCUGAAGAGGAGACUGAGAAAGAGAAACGAGAUAAGGAGGAAGAACGUAAACGCAGGGAGGAAGAGGUAGCUCAAGAAAGACAGCGUAAACAAGAGGAGAAGAAGCGUAAAGAAGCUGAAGAAGCCUCAAAGAAACAACGCAAACCUGGCCAGAAACGUAAGGGUUUGGGUGGUUUGUCAAAGGAGAAGAAACGACUGUUGAAACAACUGAUUAUGCAAAAGGCUGCUGAUGAAAUGAAAGCUGAGAUGAAACGACGACAGGAGGAACGUGAAACCUUUUUACGUGGGAAAGUAGAACCAUUGAAACUUGAUGGUCUUGGUGAAAGUGAUUUGACCGCUAAAGUGAAGCAAUUACGACAAGAUUUUGAGAUCAAUGAGCUUACAAUCAAAGUGAAUGACGUCAAAGGCAAAUUUGUAAAACCAGUCUUAAAGAAAGUGUCUAAAACUGAAAGUCAUAUGGCACGAUUUGAGAAGAAGGAAGGCGGACAUUCUCUCUCUUCCUUCCGUAGUCAACUCAAGUCUACCGGUCAUAGUAAGUAUGCUCUAGAGGAGAAGGAUGAACCUGUGAGUACACCCAAGUAA